Caenorhabditis angaria is the source of this 1075-nucleotide messenger RNA. The record is from the annotation of a GenBank genome assembly. Lineage: Eukaryota; Metazoa; Nematoda; Chromadorea; Rhabditida; Rhabditidae.
AUGAACACAAUUGUUUGUAAUGGUAACAAAUUGAAAUGGAAGUUUGACAAUAUCAAAAACCUGGGCGAAGAUGACUUUUCGAGUGAUAAAUUCACAAUUGGACCUGUUGAUUGGUUAGUUUCCGAGUCUUUUCCUGAAAAUCAAUUUUCUAUUUUUAUAACCUAAUCGGAAUUUUUCAGGGUCAUCGAUAUUUCUUCCGAGACUACGAAUAAUGUGAAGUUCUUGACAGUUCGGUUGAGAUAUGAUUCAAUGAACAAAGAUCAGAAAAAUUGGAUUUGUGAUGCCAAAGGAAAAUUGAAAUUGUUGAAGCAAGUUGGGGCUGGAAAACAUGAAGUGAAUGGUUUGGAAAUUCGGUAUCACGGAGUACGAAACAAUUGGGGAUCCGAUAUUUUGGAGAUGGCGAAGGUUUGGGAAAGAUCGAGUGGUUUUAUGAAAGAAGAUUCGCUGGUUAUUGAGAUAGAUUUCAGCUUCAAGUAUCAUGAUUUCUCAAAAAGUAUUGAAAACCUUACUGAUAUUCGAAUCAAUGUCGAAGAUACCGAUUUUUAUUUAAAUAAAGGAGUGAGUUUUUGGUUGUAGUAUUAGUUUCACUCAUAGAAAUGGGUUCAGGUUCUUAGCUCGAAGUCGGAAUAUUUCUACAAAUUAUUCGCCGAUAGUAAAUACACAGAAACUUUCAAAAUUUUGGAGGACAUUGAUGCUUUUGAUUUAUGUUGUAUUCUAGUGCCUUUUACUUCGGUUGACCCAUUUUUUGGUUUGUUUCGAGUUAUCUAGUUCCGGUAUAAAAUAUUAUUUUUUUAAAGGGGAUUGUUAUGAUACAUACAUUGAAAUUGCUAAAACAUACGGAGUUCUAUCACUUCAUGACACCUGCGAGAAAUAUUUGAUUUCUAAUCAAAAGAUUGGAAUAAUGGAAAAAAUCAAGUAUGCAGAUGAGAAUGAUUAUGAGAAGCUUCUCGAAAAAUGCAUUAAAAUGUUCAAAUCUCCAGUCGAAAUAAAGAAUUUGCACACUGAUAUAAGAUUUGAGAAGUUGAAGGAUGUCACAAAAUGGAAAAUCAUGAAUCGUUUGUUGGACAUGUUGUAA